This is a messenger RNA of Nasonia vitripennis (jewel wasp), 1542 nucleotides long. It is a transcript of the gene Cwf19l1, whose product is annotated as CWF19-like 1, cell cycle control. The transcript is spliced from 4 exons. Gene Ontology annotation, biological process: mRNA splicing, via spliceosome. Bases 1 to 1542 code for a protein of 513 amino acids. Gene Ontology annotation, molecular function: RNA lariat debranching enzyme activator activity. Gene Ontology annotation, cellular component: post-mRNA release spliceosomal complex. NCBI's taxonomy places the organism in Eukaryota, Metazoa, Arthropoda, Insecta, Hymenoptera, Pteromalidae. The record is from RefSeq and is marked inferred.
AUGGCAUCGCAGGAUAAGCAAAAAGUUCUUAUUGCCGGAGACGUCGAGGGCAAUUUUAAGGUGCUCUUUUCAAGAGUGGAAGCGAUCAGCAAGAAAAACGGUCCCUUCGAUCUUUUACUUUGCGUUGGGAAUUUCUUCGGUGCGAAAAAUACUGAUUUAGAGGCUUACAAAGCAGCUACCAAAUCCAUAAACAUACCUACCUACAUAAUCGGUCCAACCAAGGAGGAGGAUAUCAAGUAUUAUCCAGAUGCUAAUGGCGGUGACAUAUGCAAUAAUCUCACGUAUCUGGGCAAGUACGGGCUCUUUACACUGAGUUCGGGACUGAAAAUCGCUUAUCUGAGUGGUGUUCAAAAGAAUGCCAACGAUCCAAAAGAGUGCACAUUCGACGAGAAGGAUGUCACAGCCCUGAGGAAUUCGUGUUUGAAGAGUUGCCCCAGUUUUCGCGGAGUUGAUAUUCUGCUAACAUCUCAGUGGCCAGAAGGAGUGACAAAUUUGGAUGAAAAUAAACCAAAGUUUGAGUACAAUGGAUCCAGACUCGUAUCUUGGCUGGCUACCCAUAUAAAACCAAGGUAUCAUGCUUGUGGAUUGGAGAACAUUCAUUAUGAGAGGCCCCCUUACAGGAAUCAAAAUGAAAGUGCGGAUGGCAUUGAUAUAGCGACUCGAUUCAUAGCGCUUGCAAAGGUUGCUAAUGCUGAAAAGAAGAAGUGGCUGUAUGCAUUAAAUUUGAAUCCAGUGGAUAAAACAAGAAUGUCGGAACUGGUGAUGAAGACAACUGAUGAAACCCCCAGCCCAUAUCCAGCAUCAAUGCUGCAGAACAAUCCAGGAAAGAAGAGCGAGGAAAAGUCCCAGUACUUCUAUGAUAUGGAGUCAAGGGAUGAGAAGAAGAAAGUUAAAAGACAGAAAAUGGAAUUUGAUCAGAAUAAGUGUUGGUUCUGCUUGUCCAGUGAAGAUGUCUCAAAGCAUCUGGUUAUUUCAAUAGGCAAAGAAAUUUAUUUGGCCUUAGCAAAAGGAGGAGUUGUGGAUGACCAUUUUUUGCUUUUACCUGUGGCACAUCAUCAGUGUCUAUCAGUUUUGUCAGACACUAUCAAACAAGAACUAAAACUCUACAAGGAUGCUAUCAGGAAGUACUAUGCUUUAAAUGACAGAGUGCCAGUGUUUUUUGAAAGGAAUUUUAAAACGUCUCACUGUCAACUGCAAGCAGUCCCUGUUCAUAAAAAUCAAGCACCGUCAUUAAAAGAAACCUUCCAAGAAAUUGCUGGAAUCUAUCACAUAAAGAUGAGAGAAUUGGAUGUGGAACUUCACGAGGUAGCACCAGCAGGAACCUUAUACUUCUACGUAGAACUGCCAGACGGUGAAAGAUUAUUUUACAAAAUAAAAAAGGAUUUCCCACUGCAGUUUGGCCGAGAAGUAGUUUGUUCCGAUAGGAUAUUGGACAUACCUGACAGGUUUGACUGGAAAGAUUGUCAAUUGAGUAGGGAACAAGAGUAUGUGUUGUCAGAAAAGAUCAAAGCUAAAUUCCAACCGUUUGAUGUAAAGUUCUAA